GAGACGAUGUGGAAGACGAUUUAGAACUUGGCCUACAGCAGGGACCCUCCCUCUGGCGCGGAAUGCCAUGUUACUUCUGGGGCACUGAUGUUUUACAAUGCCUGAUCAAGACAAAAAGGUGAAGACCACGGAAAAAUCAACUGAUAAAAAGCAACAAGGAGUCACCAUCAGGGACUAUUCAGAUCUUAAAAGACUUCGUUGCCUUUUGAACGUUCAGUCAAGCAAACAACAGCUUCCAGCCAUUAACUUCGACAGUGCCCCAAAUAGCAUGACGAAGUCUGAGCCUGCCAUCAAGCUGGGAGGACACAGAACCCGAGGUCAGUGGCAUGAGUCCACAGAAGCCGUUGAACUUGAAAAUUUUAGUAUAAACUACAAGAAUGAGAGAAACUUUAGUGAACACCCCCAACACAGACUAUUUCAGGAGGUCUUUACAGCCUUGGUGAAAAACAGACUCAUAUGCAGAGAAUGGGUUAAUCGAGCCCCGUCUCUUCAUUUCCUGAGAGUGUUAAUCUGUCUGAGACUACUAAUGAGGGAUCCGUGUUAUCAGGAGAUACUCCAUAGCUUGGGUGGGAUUGAAAACCUAGCUCAGUACAUGGAGCUCGUGGCCAAUGAGUACCUCGGCUACGGGGAAGAGCAGCACGGUGUGGACAAGCUGGUCAACAUGACGUAUAUUUUUCAAAAGCUUGCUGCUGUCAAAGACCAAAGAGAAUGGGUCACCGCAAGUGGAGCCCACAAGACAUUAGUAAAUUUACUUGGUGCCCGAGACACUAAUGUUUUGCUGGGUGCCCUUCUGGCUCUGGCUAGUUUAGCUGAAAGUCCGGAAUGUAGGGAGAAGAUAAGUGAACUCAACAUUGUGGAAAAUCUGCUGAUGAUUUUACAUGAAUAUGACUUGCUUUCCAAAAGAUUAACCGCGGAGUUACUGCGCCUGCUCUGUGCCGAGCCCCAGGUGAAGGAGCAGGUGAAGCUCUACGAGGGGAUACCCGUCCUCCUCAGCCUGCUCCACUCCGACCACCUGAAGCUGCUCUGGAGCGUGGUCUGGAUCCUGGUUCAGGUUUGCGAGGACCCCGAGACCAGUGUGGAAAUUCGCAUCUGGGGAGGCAUCAAGCAGCUUCUUCAUAUUUUACGAGGAGACAGGAAUUUUGUUUCUGAUCGUUCUUCCCUCGGCAGCCUGUCGAGCGCGAAUGCGGCCGGCCGGAUCCAGCAGCUUCAUUUGUCAGAAGAUUUAAGCCCUCGGGAAAUACAAGAAAAUACUUUCUCUCUUCAAGCAGCCUGCUGUGCUGCCCUCACGGAGCUGGUGCUGAACGACACCAACGCCCACCAGGUGGUCCAGGAAAAUGGUAUAUAUACAAUCGCAAAGUUAAUUUUACCAAACAAGCAAAAGAAUGCAGCAAAAACCAAUCUGUUACAGUGUUAUGCAUUCAGAGCCUUGAGGUUUCUAUUCAGUAUGGAAAGAAACAGACCACUCUUUAAAAGGCUUUUCCCCGCUGACCUGUUUGAGAUCUUCAUCGAUAUCGGACAUUAUGUUCGUGACAUCAGCGCAUAUGAAGAAUUGGUAUCCAAGUUGAAUGUGUUAGUGGACGAUGACCUGAAGCAAGUUGCUGAAAAUAUUGAAAGCAUUAAUCAGAAUAAAGCUCCUUUGAAAUACAUAGGCAACUACGCAGUUCUGGACCAUCUUGGAAGUGGGGCUUUCGGCUGUGUCUACAAGGUUAGAAAGCGUAGUGGUCAAAAUCUUUUAGCAAUGAAAGAGGUCAAUUUACAUAACCCAGCAUUUGGAAAGGAUAAAAAAGAUCGAGACAGCAGUGUAAAGAAUAUUGUUUCUGAAUUAACCAUAAUUAAAGAGCAGCUCUAUCAUCCCAAUGUUGUACGCUAUUACAAAACAUUUCUGGAAAAUGAUAGGUUGUAUAUAGUUAUGGAGCUUAUAGAAGGGGCCCCUCUUGGAGAGCAUUUCAAUUCUUUGAAGGAAAAACAGCAUCAUUUUAUUGAAGAAAGACUAUGGAAAAUAUUUAUACAGCUGUGCUUAGCUCUUCGGUACUUACACAAGGAGAAGAGGAUUGUCCACAGGGAUCUGACGCCAAACAACAUUAUGUUGGGGGAUAAGGACAAAGUAACAGUGACUGACUUUGGGCUGGCAAAGCAAAAACAAGAGAACAGUAAACUAACAUCUGUUGUUGGAACAAUCCUGUAUUCCUGCCCUGAGGUGCUGAAGAGCGAGCCGUACGGGGAGAAGGCUGACGUCUGGGCGGCCGGCUGCAUCCUUUAUCAGAUGGCAACUCUGAAUCCCCCCUUCUACAGCACCAACAUGCUCUCCCUGGCUACAAAAAUCGUGGAGGCAGUAUAUGAGCCAGUGCCAGAAGGCACCUACUCUGAGAAAGUGACAGAUACCAUCAGCAGGUGCCUCACUCCAGAUGCAGAAGCCCGCCCAGAUAUUGUAGAAGUCAGCGCGAUGAUAUCAGAUGUCAUGAUGAAGUAUUUAGACAGCCUCUCCACAUCCCAGCUGGCUUUGGAGAAGAAGCUGGAACGGGAACGGAAGCGCACCCAGAGGUACUUCAUGGAGGCCAACCGGAACGCCGUCACAUGUCACCACGAGCUGGCUCUGUUAUCUCAUGACACCUUUGAGAAGGCAAGCCUGAGUAGCAGCAGCAGUGGGGGUGCCAGCCUAAAGAGCGAGCUCUCAGAAAGCACAGACCUGCCCCCUGAGAGCUUCCAGGCCCCUUGUGGUAAGGAUGAAGACAGGGCCUGUGACGAAGUCCUGUCCGAGGAGAACUUCAACUUGGAAAAUGUUGACAAAGACAUGUACUCAGAGCUAGAUGAUGAACUGGACAUUUCGGACAACUCCAGCAGCUCCAGUUCAAGCCCUUUGAAAGAAUCUACAUUCAGCAUUUUAAAGAGAAGUUUUAGUGCCUCAGGAGGAGAAAGGCAAUCCCAAACAAGGGACUUCCCUGGUGGAAUAGGAUCCAAACCGAGACCAGCUUUGCUGCCUCUUGACCUGCUUCUGAAAGUACCACCCCUCAUGCUCAGGGCCCACGUUAAGGAGCUAGAGGCCGAGUUAGUGACGGGGUGGCAGUCCCAUAGCCUCCCCACUGUGAUUCUUCGCAAUCUCAGAGAUCAUGGGCCACAGAUGAGCACAUUCUUGUGGCAAGCCUCUGCAGGGAUUGCGGUGUCCCAGAGGAAAGUACGACAGAUCAGCGAUCCUAUUCAGCAGAUCUUAAUUCAGCUGCACAAAAUCAUCUACAUCACACAGCUCCCUCCGGCUUUGCACCACAAUUUGAAAAGAAGGGUUAUAGAGAGAUUCAAGAAAUCCCUCUUCAGCCAGCAGAGUAACCCCUGCAAUUUGAAAUCUGAAAUUAAAAAGUUAUCUCAGGGAUCUCCAGAACCGAUCGAGCCCAACUUUUUCACAGCAGAUUACCAUUUAUUAUGUCAUUCAUCAGGUGGAAACAGCCUGUCUCCGGAUGACCCAACAGGUCUGUGCACCACCUUGGAUUUGGAGGAGGGACUAACAUAUGAGCAGAUGCAGACUGUGAUUGAAGAAGUCCUAGAAGAAAGUGGCUAUUACAACUUUACAUCUACCAGAUAUCACUCCUAUCCGUGGGGGACCAAGAAUCACCCAACCAAAAGAUGAAAACCCUGCAUUUUGAACAGACUUGGUUUUCCUCGUGAAGUUCAGGUUCUGGACUUCAACUCUACCACAUGCCCAGGGAUUGGGAGCUGCUGUAAGGAUAUGGAAAAGAAAAGACCAAGACCUCUCUCUGGAGGCCCUGUGCUAGCUAGGUUACGUGGCCGGGGCAGUGUGGGAAGGCUCUGCUCCUUGGACCCGGCAGGCACAAGAUGACAGCGCACUGAGCAUGCUCCUGGGAGAAAAUGCUGCAAGAUUCAUCCGUGGGAAGAAAACUUGCUCCUCAUGGAGCUUUCCUCCAAGUUAAAAAAAUAAGACAAAAGCAAACACACACACACAGAGUCAUAUUUUUCAAUGGAAUAUUUUAUAUUUAGGAUUGCCGAAUCUAUGUUUAAAGGCAUCUAGCCUUCCAUGUAUAAAAAUAGUUUUAGAUAAAGGCCCCAGAGUCAUAACAUAUUGGGUAAUUCACUGUAUUCCCCAAUUUUCUUAUUUAAAAAAAUUCAAAAUAGGUGACUGGAUUUUAUUGUUGUUAUUGUUGUUGUUUCAAGGAAAGGAUUGGCUCUCUCUUAACCACUUGGGUGCUAGUGGUCUGAAGACAGUAGACAGUAUUUGUAACCUUGCACAGCGUCUGGGAAUAACUGUCAGAUUGCCGGACGUAAGCUACACGAAUAGAUAUAUUGCUGUGCGGUGUAUGUUUAAAUACAUAUAGAAGGGGGGAGUGGGGAGAGUUUUUGGUUAGGCUACUGCUUUGCUGCUAAUCAAACUUAUAGUGUUUUUAGAGCACUUUGAAGAGUUCAUGGAAUCUAUGAAAGAGAUGCAAUAUUCCUUAUUCUAAUUCCCUUCUUACUAAAAUUACCUACAUUGUUUUACUGUUUUUAUUAUUUGGGAAUUUGAAAUGAAAAUAAGCUAUAUAAUAAAAUAUAAGUCCCUCCUUUAUUCGUUGAGACAACCCUAAAACCACAAGAAAUCAGAAUGCCAAAGAGUGUUUCUUUCCUUUGUAGGGAGACUUCAUGAUGAAAAUUGUCUAGAUUCUUAUUGGGCUAAAAUCUCUUCCCCUGGCUUCUUGUCAGUGGUCUGACACCAGGACACGCCCUAUUGCCAAGUCAGACCGCACUGCACGAAGAACAUUCUAAGUCUAUGUAGUCCUCGGAAAACUGGAAUUCUGCUUUGGAUUUACUUCUCACUGAGUUCUGGUAUCUUUAUUUACACUGAUAUAUUUUUAGCAUCAUUGAACAGGAUUUAGUACAAUAUAGUUAGUGAUUGAAACAUAAUCACCUUUUGGUAUAGUCUGGAAAAUCUCUUAAUGUGAAUCCAUACUAUUUUUACAGUUUGUACAUCCAAUACUUAAAGGACAUCCACAUUUCCUGUAACUAAUGCCUUUGAAAAAUUGCCAAGGAAUCUUUGUCUUUAAGCCAAAUUAGUGAUUACAAGUACACUGUAAUUUUAAGUAACAGAUGCAGUUACAGUAAUGAAAAAUGUCAGUUUCAGCUUUCAGACCAGUUUCAUCCAUAUGUGAGAUUUAUGUGUAAAAUCAAAAAGCUAUGAUUUUUUUGAUCUACCCAGGUAAAAUUUUAUUCCUGUCCCAACUGAAUUGAACUUGCACUAUUAUUUUUUAUAUCUGUUCCUGUACAGAAUGGGCACGUUUCCUCACUGUGUAGGAGGCGAGGCCUAACAGGGGCAUAAAUUGCAAUUGUGAUGGAAGCCGAUACCUGGAAAUAAACCAAGCUGUGGGUGAAAGUUUGAACAAUAAGGCUCUUUCUCAAAUGAUAAUAUAUAAUCAACAAUGGUUAGAAGAGAAGAGUACUCAGAGGUCACACCUUAGCAAAAAAAAAAGAAAAAGAAGAAAGGGGAAAAAAAGACAGAGAAAUGAUUUCUUGGAAGGUGUUUUCAAAUGCAUGUAGUUGCCCUUCUAGACCAGAAAGGGAGCGAAAUGUUUCUAUUUCAUUUAGACCUUAGACGUGGCAUGUAUUAUUCUAGAAGCCAGUACGGAUGAACGAAGGGAAACACAUGGAUGUCCUGUUUACCAGCAGCUUAAUCCGGUCAACUCUCUGCUGACAGAUGCAUUCUUUUGCCAAAGUCAUGAAUGUAUUUUAUUUGAUUCCUUUCUUCAACUACCAGUCACUGGAUCUACAUUCUCCCAAUGCAAGGGCAGGCCUCCACGAGAAAGUUAGGCACUGGGAAGGGAUCCCUUUCGUGCAUGGAGUCUCAUCCCCACAGUGAUGUUACCUUUUCAAAAGCCCUCACUUUCUCACUUUCCAACCAGGAGCCCCCUGCCCUCACAAAAGAACAAGAACGAUCAUUUUGUUUUCACCCUCUGAGCCGCACUGUAGUGCAAAGAAGUUGUUUCUUGAGCGUCAUCAGCCUUUCUUUUCUUGAUUGCAUUUACAUUUUUCCUCUUUCUCUUCUACAUAAUUGUUAAUUAUUUGUUGUGCAAUGAAAUCCCCGUGAAUCCAUCUAACUCUCAGUCACUGAAUAUUUGUGUGGGACAAAAUCUGAAUCAGUCUCUUCGGAUCACUUUGGAUACACAAAUGCUUCCGUUAAUUAUGUUUUGACCUACCAACUCGAUCUGCACAUGUGCACUUAAAACCUUAAUUUGCUUUUUCAAAGCAGAAUGUUCCAUUUUCAGGGAAGUGACCCAGCAGGCAUGUGUGCUUGCUAGGUUGUUAACCUUGUCUUCUUCUAGAUGUGUGACAUGUAAUCAGAGGUCCCUAGGGAAUAGUAACAUGGACACUAGACCCAGUGCCCAUGGGUGAAUUUCAGGAACUUGCUAGAGAAAGGCUGUUUGAGUAUAACAUGAACACUUGUGUGGUAUUGGGCAGUGUGCAUAGUCUGGGCAUUCUAAAGCAGACCCUAAUUAAGAAAUGCUGUUAUGAAGUUUACCCCAAUGAUGGAAAUGAUUGAGAGUGAAGGUCUUCUUAGAGGUAUCACCUAUGACUUAUUAAAUACUAUGAAUUUUGAUGAUCAAAACCAAAUACUGGACCGGUUGAUUCCAUGCAAUUCCAGCAAUAACAUCAGGUUUUCACCACUCCUAUGUAAGAUGUGUGAGGGCAAUACUAUUGUUUAGGCAACUCUAUCAGUAUUAAUAUGCAUGGAAUCCACAUCCCUCGAUUUGAUUUGCUGAAUCGCACAAUAUUUUUAUUGCUGUUUCUCUCUCUUUGGAAUGACGAUGGACCAUGUACAGGAAAUAUGUUGGAUUCCUUUAGAAAUGGCUUCAGCUUCUAUUUGAAGGCGGGAAAUCCUUCUUUGUAACGUACUUUUAUUGUUUGCCUUUUAGUUUUUCUGUGGUGUGUAUUCAUGACACAGAAAUCAGCUGGAGAGGCAAUACAUUAGAAUCAGGCUGAACCAGGUCCUCAGCACCCUGGUGACGCAGCAAUGAAGGGCUUGUGAGCAAAGGAAACCUAGUGCCUCCAUGUAGUGACCUUGACUCUUGGGGUCAAAUUCCCUCAAAACAUGAAAUUCUUCAUUGUCAACAACUAAAUGUGAUAAUAAGUAUAUCUUGUGUACCUCCACAUCUUCCAGAGAGUAUCCUUUGAUGGAAAUGGACAGAGUUUGGGAUAGAUUAUUUGUUCCACUGAAAUGUGCUGCUUACCCUUGGAUGCUGUUUUUCAGAUUAAUAGGAAGACACAGAUGUCUCAGAGAAACAACUUUGUGAUAAAGAAAUUCUUACAUGUUGUCAUUGCAGUUAAACUGCAUAUUGUAAAUAUGAUUGUUAUGGUUGAUUAUAUUCCUGCUGUGAUGUUGCUCUGAGAUUUGCAACAGGGAUGGGAAGGAUUGUAUGAUUUUGACAGAGUGACUGAUGGAUAUUUACAUGUCCUCUGGGUCCAUGGGCAACAGUUAUUUUAAAAAUGAUGAUCACACAGCCUAGGAGCAUAACAGCAUUCUUGGGAUCUGAGCUAUGUUAGUUGUUGUUUGUUUGUUUUGUUUUACUACAUAUAAGCAGUAAUGAACCAAUUUUUAUUUUUUUUAAUUCAUUGAUUUUAUCCUAAAAGUGAACUCUAUUCUCAAUUGAAGACUGGAUAUUAGUCCUCAAACGGCUGCAAGCUGCCUUCCCCCCAUUUUGCACCAUGAAGCUCUGCACUGAACCCAGGAGCUGUAGUCACAGGUGGCAGAAGUGUGUUCAUUACAGCCAAUACGUGACUGUUCAAAGGCUGUCAUUUGGAAGUGGCUUCCCUUUGUUUCCUCUGAACAAAGAUAGAAGUUUUGUUGUUUAUAGAAACCCAGGUAAUUGGCAAGUCUGGACAGAUGCUUGGGAUUGAUCUAGUGAGCUCACAAAUGAAAAAUGAGCUGACGUUUCUGCCAACGGGUCAUAAACUGGUCCCAUAAAACAAGCAGAGAGAGGUUUGGACUAGAAUAACAAACCAAGAGGAACCAAAGCUUUAAGCCUUAGCACCUGUCAGACGGCAGAGGUCACUUAUAAAAUAAUGUUCUUAAUCCAUGAUUUAGUUCCACAUUUCAAGCACCACUUGAGUCAGAAUUCUGGAAAGGAAUAUAAUGCUUAUGCAUGGCUAUUAAAUUUUAGCUUUCCUUGCCCUUCACACAAGUAUGUGUACCUCAUACUUCAGUAAAUGUGGAAGGUAAUGGAGCUGGUAUAGGGCUACCUUAGACUGAAAAGGAAUGUAUGAAGUAUUUUUAUGAACCCCACAUAGCAUGGCGGGAGGCAUGUAAACAGAAGUACCCUGAAGUGAAGUCAGAACCUGUUAAAGAUAAAAGGUGACUCUUUCAAAGAUGUGGGACAAAUCCACAAAUAAAAACUGAGAAGUCACAGGGCAAAUAGGAGGCAAGGGCAUCCCAGACCUGGCAUCUCCCAGCAGGGUGGCAGGCGGUUGACGGAGGUGCCGGGCAGUUCCUGAUGCUUGGCGGGUUCCUGCCACAGGGUGUCCUGGAAGGGGCGGAUCAGGCACCUCCCCCACAUGCAGUUCCUGAUGGACCCAUCUCUUGGCACUGUCACCAAUGAGCUGAAAACCCCAGACAGUAGCACGUGGACCACCAAGGCUCCCUAGUAACACGUUGGUCCAAUCCUUAGGGUCCCUCUGAAGCAUUCCAAAGACAUCAGACUCCUCGGGGACACAGUUUUGCCUCCCACUCGGGGACUGUGGCUCUGCCACUGGCCCCAUGUUUGCAUCCCCAUCUUUCAGCUACGCCUCAGGCCUGUUUUGUCAGACAAAAUAAAUUUUACAAGACACAUAUGUGGAUAUUAAAUAGAUCAGUGCAGGCAGAUUUGAAUACACUUAUACCUGACUGGGCAGAAAAGAAGCAUUUCAAGGUGUUUCAGGUGUCUGCACGUAAACCAGCUGAUAAUCAGGCUAUGGAAAGAUGCCACUGUGUUGCUCUUCCAAAGUGGGAAACAAAAAUCACUCCAAAGGACAAUCUUUUAAGUGCAUUUUGUGUACUGACAUUUGGGGGAUCAAAACUGAAUUACGAUGCUUCCUGUAUUCUGUUGCUCCCACGGGUGAGUCUGUGACGAGCUGUCCUCUGAGAGAAAGAACAGCCCCUAAUCUCAUGUUGCCCAGACCCUCCGUGUUCUGGACCCCCACAGGUCCGCUGUGCCCGCAGAAUGGAAACGUGACUUUCAUGUGCUUUUUUUCCUGUAGCUUCCAGGAGCAGGUCUUUUUCUGUUCAAGUCUCAUCCACAGGGCUCUCUUGUCUGGCACACACCCCCGCUCCCCAGUCCUACCGGAAGAAGAGACUGUUACAAGGUUUCCUGCAGGGAGCCCCACGUUGUUAGGGUAAUGUCCGGAGUUCUGUGAGGAUAUGUGGAAGGGGAGGCGGAGGGGUGAUGGACUUCUUCUGCUGCACGUGAUUCUGUCCUCCCCAAACCUCCAAAAACCCUUCUGCUGGGAGUGUCCUGAGACGAAGUUGGGGACCCUGGAAGAGAAGAGAAAUGCCAUGCCUCUGAAAGAUUUAUUUAAAACAUGCACGUGGCCUUUAUUUUUGCUAUCGCUUAAAUAUGCUCUGUAAAAUGCUAAAGAAAAUUAAAACUGUAUUUUCCAUCUUA
Messenger RNA from Suricata suricatta (meerkat), 9608 nucleotides. RefSeq names its product NIMA related kinase 10 (gene NEK10). Lineage: Eukaryota; Metazoa; Chordata; Mammalia; Carnivora; Herpestidae. The transcript has 38 exons. The record is from RefSeq and is a predicted model, not a curated record. Gene Ontology annotation, biological process: protein phosphorylation. Gene Ontology annotation, molecular function: protein serine/threonine kinase activity; ATP binding; protein binding. Bases 98 to 3619 code for a protein of 1173 amino acids.